Panicum hallii is the source of this 4823-nucleotide messenger RNA. Its product is annotated as pentatricopeptide repeat-containing protein At1g06710, mitochondrial. Bases 318 to 3221 code for a protein of 967 amino acids. The record is from RefSeq and is a predicted model, not a curated record. The transcript has 4 exons. Gene Ontology annotation, molecular function: protein binding. NCBI's taxonomy places the organism in Eukaryota, Viridiplantae, Streptophyta, Magnoliopsida, Poales, Poaceae.
UCUCUGGUCCACGUCCGCGGUCCGCCAGCGACGUCGCGGCUCCUUUGUAGCUGUCUUUGGGCGGCCAGCCGUGGACUGGGGGCCCACAGAUGGCCUCCCAAUGCCAUGUCGUCCCCACCUGCAGGGCUGUUUCAUCAAAUUAUUUACCAAAAUACCCUCCCCUUCCCUAGGGUUUAUCCUCCUCCUGCACCCAAAACCUCCAUGGCCGGAGCUCCAAAUUCCGCCGCCGCCUCCGCCUCCGCCUUCCCCUUCCCCUUCCCCUCCCCACCCUUACUGCGGACCAUCUCCAUACACACCCCAAACGCCGCCGCCACCCCAUGAUCCGCCGCCACGCGGCGGCCGCGACAGCCCUUCGCGCCUACCUGCGCCGCGCCUGCUCCUCCCACGCCGCCGACCCCGACGAUCAGCUUCUUGGCCUUGUCGAGGCCCCCGAGCCGCGCCACGGAUCCCGCCUCUCACGCAAAGACUUCGCCUUUCUUCAGGAGCCCACGCCACCCCUCCCCGCCGCAGCCCUCCCGUCCCCGGAGGCCGUCCUCAUCUCCAAGGCGAUCAGAGCCUACGCCACCGACUUCGACGGCAAAGCGGAGCGAUUCCUGCGGCGGCACCGGGAAUUCCUGACCGACGCCGUGGUGGUCGCUGUGCUCCGGUCGGUGCGCGACCCGGAGCUUUGUGUCAGGUUCUUCCUUUGGGCCGAGCGGCAGGUGGGGUACAGCCACACCAGUGCCUGCUUCGACGCGCUCGCGGAGGUAUUGAGUUUUGAGGACCGUGCUAGGACCGCCGAGAGGCUGCUGAGGGAGAUUGGGGAGGAUGACCGCGAGGUGCUCGGCAGAUUGUUCAAUGUGCUUGUGCGGAAAUGCUGCCGUCAUGGAGCAUGGGCCGAGGCACUGGAGGAGCUUGGGAGGCUGAAGGAUUUUGGAUACAGGCCAUUGGGUGCGACCUACAAUGCUCUGGUGCAAGUGCUUGCAACAGCGGGGCAGGUGGACAUGGGGUUCAGGGUGCAGAAGGAGAUGUCUGAAUCGGGAUUCUGCAUGGAUAAGUUCACAAUUGGGUGCUUUGCACAAGCUUUAUGCAAAGAGGGGCGAUAUUCAGAUGCACUUGACAUAAUAGAGAGGGAGGAUUUCAAACUCGACACAGUGUUAUGCACUCAGAUGAUCAGUGGACUGAUGGAGGCCUCCCUUUUUGAUGAAGCUAUUUCAUUCCUCCACAGGAUGCGGUGCAAUUCGUGCAUUCCCAAUGUUGUCACGUACAGGACAUUGCUCUCUGGAUUUUUGAAAAAGAAGCAGCUUGGCUGGUGCAAAAGGAUAAUCAACAUGAUGAUGAAGGAGGGUUGCAAUCCAAACCCUUCCUUGUUUAAUUCACUUGUGCAUAGUUAUUGCAAUGCUGGGGAUUACCUAUAUGCAUAUAAACUUUUAAAGAAGAUGGCUGCAAGUAGUUGCCCUCCUGGCUAUGUCGUAUACAAUAUUUUUAUCGGAAGCAUCUGUGGUGGGGAGGAAUUACCAAACCCCGAAUUGUUGGAUUUGGCAGAGACAGUUUAUGAGGAGAUGCUGGCUUCUAGCUGUGUUCUUAAUAAGGUUAACACUGCCAAUUUUGCACGGUGCCUUUGUGGUGUGGGGAAGUUUGAUAAGGCAUUUCAGAUCAUUAAGGUGAUGAUGAAAAAAGGUUUUGUACCUGAUACAAGCACAUACUCUAAGGUGAUUACCUUUUUGUGUCAGGCUAUGAAGGUAGAAAAGGCUUUCCUUUUGUUCCAAGAGAUGAAGAAUGUCGGCGUUAACCCUGAUGUUUAUACGUACACAAUUUUGAUUGAUAGCUUUUGUAAGGCUGGUCUCAUUGAACAAGCGCAAAUCUGGUUUGAUGAGAUGAGGAAUUUGGGCUGCUUCCCGAAUGUUGUAACGUACACUGCAUUGCUUCAUGCUUACCUGAAAGCAAAGCAGCUAUCUCAAGCUAGUGACUUCUUUCACAGAAUGGUUGAUGCUGGCUGUCCUCCCAAUGCAAUCACGUACAGUGCUCUAAUUGAUGGCCUCUGUAAGGCAGGUGAAAUCCAAAAGGCUUGUGAAGUCUAUGCCAAAUUGAUAGGAACUUCCGGCAGUGUAGAAUCUGAAUUUUUCUUUGAAGGUGAGCACACAGACACCAUUGCUCCAAAUGUUGUUACAUAUGGAGCGCUUGUAGAUGGUUUGUGUAAGGCCCACAAAGUGGUUGAUGCUCAUGAAUUGCUAGAUGCUAUGUUAUCAACUGGGUGCGAGCCAAAUAACAUUAUAUAUGAUGCCUUGAUUGAUGGCUUUUGCAAGGUUGGGAAGAUUGAUAAUGCUCAGGAGGUAUUUCUGAGGAUGUCUAAGAGUGGUUACUUGCCUACUGUUCAUACAUACACCUCCUUAAUUGAUGCAAUGUUUAAGGACAAAAGGCUUGAUCUAGCCAUGAAAGUUCUUUCUCAGAUGUUGGAGGGUUCUUGCACUCCUAAUGUCGUCACUUACACAGCUAUGAUUGAUGGACUUUGUAGAAUAGGUGAAAGUGAAAAGGCCUUAAAGCUGCUGUCAAUGAUGGAAAAGAAGGGAUGCAGCCCAAAUGUUGUAACUUACACUGCUCUAAUAGAUGGAUUAGGAAAAUCUGGUAAAGUUGAUAUAGGCCUUCAGCUUUUUACACAAAUGAGCACACAAGGGUGUGCUCCUAAUUAUGUUACCUACAGAGUACUGAUAAACCAUUGCUGUGCUGCUGGCCUUUUGGAUGAGGCCCAUUCACUGCUUAGUGAAAUGAAGCAGACUUACUGGCCGAAAUAUUUGCAAGGAUACAGCUUCGCAGUUCAAGGCUUUAGCAAGAAGUUCAUUGCUUCUCUUGGAUUGAUGGAGGAGAUGGAGUCACAUGGCACGGUGCCAAUAGCUCCAGUUUAUGGGUUGCUCAUUGAUAACUUUGCUAAGGCUGGCAGACUGGAGAAAGCCUUGGAGUUGCAUAAACAGAUGAUUGAAGUCUCACCAUCACAAAACAUAACCAGCCAUGUUACAUAUGCUUCAUUAAUCCAGGCAUUUUGUUUGGCAUCUCAUCCUGAAGAAGCAUUUGAAUUAUAUAGUGAAAUGACGAGAAAAGGUGUUGUGCCAGAGCUAAGUGUCUUUGUUUGCCUCAUAAAAGGGCUAGUCAAAGUGAAUAAGUGGAAUGAAGCCUUGCAGUUGUGUUACAGCAUAUGUCAUGAGGGUGUAAACUGGCAGGGCAAUAACUCUUUUGAUGGAGGGUAAAGCUGUGUUGUCUUACUCCAAGUGGCAUUAUUGUCCUUAAGAGCCUAUUUUCAAUGGGGUGAUUUUGAUCCUAUGAUUUAGUUCAACUUUGGGCAGUAUUCUAAAAAGAUACCUGAACGAUGCAUCUUCCAAACAUUCCCCUAUGGAGUCAUCAAUUCUGAAGAUUGCAGUUGGAUACUUGGAUGUGAUGAGCCAGGGGACAAGGCCGAGGAUGAAAACGUGGUCAUGUGCAAGCAGCACAGAGGCUGGAUUGACUUAAAACUGUUUGUUGGCAUCUAUGACCUUCAGAAGGAUACUAUGAAGACCUUCAGAACACUGUACAUACUGAAGCUGCACUCAUGCUAGCUGGUUUAUCUUCACAUCAACAGAGGAUCAUCUCAAUAGCUACCAAGAAUAACCUCUAUAUAAUUUACUGAUGGUUACAUGAAAGCCGCAAUGUGCAGUGAAGGCAACUUUUGAAGUCCAUAAUUCCCUAUCCAGCAAUUCGAAAUGCAUCCUUCUGCUUCUAACGAAUGUUGCUCUCGUGAUAGAGCAAUAAAGAUAUUCUGUAACUACAAAAACAAACUCAAAUGUAUUACAGUUUUUCACUUUACAAAUGUAGUAGUUCUUUGAAAUUUAAACUCUGUUCACUUUGACUGUUAAAAUAUGUUGUGAUAUCCUAUCAUUGCAAAACAUUUAAACUGUUUUUGUCAGAUCAUCAAAUAUUUCACCUCCUUUUCAUUUGACAGUGUAUAUAGUCAUUGAUUUUCAGCAUGUUCCAGACUUCUAGCUUGUUUUUGUGUUUCUUUAUUCUAUUUAUUUGGAGAUAAUGCCCUUACAGUAGUUAUAUUUUGCCCAUCAACUUUGCGAAUACAGUUUCUUUUCAGGUUACUUGUUUAACUAAGCUUAUUCUGAAUUGGAUUGGUGUGGCAGUGUCUCGACAUUACCUUUUGUAGAGGUUCUUGCAACUAGAUGAGUGGAAGCAUCACUUUGAAUGCCCAAAGCAUACCAAGCCACAUUCAUUACUGAUUACCCGGUGACUGAAGAGAUUCAAAGGAAUGCAUGGCUCUUCGUACCAUUGAGUAGCUAGGGUGCUGCCCUUUGAGUUGGUAAAUGAUAUCAGUAGUGUUAUGUAUUCUUUGUUAUGUGUAUUGUAGUCGCGUCAUUUCUGAAUGCACCUGGUCACUGGUGUUCGGUUACCUAUGCUUUCUUAAAUGUAAUCUCCAAUAAGCAGCGUAUCUUUUAGUUGCUUCGAAUGACAGAAGUUUCUGCUGAUGUCUCAUGCCACUGAAUGAUUUGACUCCUUACUAAGGGGAUUGCUGGUGUGCCGUUUCAUGCCCACAGGAUGCAUUCUGCUGAACUGUUUUAUAAUGGACAUUUUAUGAAAGGAAAGAUGAAUUACAUUAGUCGAGUGUUGUAUAAGACACGUACUUCAAUGGUGUGUGAAGGCUGUGAAGCAGACUUGCGUGGUUCAUAUACGGUUAUCAGGCGAGCUGCUGAACAUAGAAAGAAAGUUGAUCAUGAUUCAGGUGCUCUUUUGUAAUAAAUCCGAGGUCUCAAGGACGAGUUACUUUUGGACACGUCACAAAUUUGUGCUAUUUCUUGAUACUAUUGGUUUUUAAA